Molecule: messenger RNA, 1117 nt
Organism: Agrilus planipennis (emerald ash borer)
Lineage: Eukaryota; Metazoa; Arthropoda; Insecta; Coleoptera; Buprestidae
Exons: 5
Coding region: 280-1110 (276 amino acids)
Source: RefSeq, a predicted model, not a curated record
CAAGGAGGAAACGCUGUUGCUACGGGUGAAUUGGGAGUUAAAACGUUUUAUGUAGAAACAAUAUUAAUUUCUACGAGCGAAACCUUGGGAAAAGGAGAUUCUUGUAGAGCCUUCGAUAUUACCUCAGCCAUACGUAUCGUAGAUGUAAAUGUGACAAUCGAUGACUUUUACACCAUACCAGACACAUCUAGUACAGCAGAAUUUACAUAUUCGACUGCAGUGGCUUUUACGGCAUUGGAUGUUGUUUGGAUAAUAUCUUCUUUAGUCCUUAUUGUUGGAAUGUGCAUCAAUGCAAGUGGUUGGAAAUACAAGAUUUUCCAUUUACCAUGGCUGAUAUGCUGUUUUACCAUAUGUACUUUUGAUGCUGUUGCUGUAGUCAUUUACGGGAAACAUGUAACCGAAACAAAAACGUUAGAAGAAUGGUUUCGGUUCAUAGGUGCCGACGAAAACCCAGACGAUAGCAUUUCUGAUUACAUCGACACGACCAAUUUCAGCACAUCUUAUCUGAUAAUACCUUCUAUAGCAAUGGCAGUAAUUUUUUCACGUCUAGUGAUAAUUUGGUUUAUAAACGUGAUAUUUUUCCUGUGCCUCAUAUGUUCAGUUUGCGGUUCGCACCCGGACCGGAAGGGUCGCAUUCAUGCGCCCCCUCCUGUCCGGUACAGUAUUCCUGUAAGUAAUGACACUGUCCGUAUCCCCCCGAGCUACACAAUGGAAGAAGCGGAAUUGAAGGAAGAAAAGGUGCACCAGCGCGUAAAUCCAAACAAUAAAUUACCGAACGAUUCUUCUAAGAAACUUCCUCCCGCAGUCACAGAAGAUUCCAACUCUAAUGAGGCACGUAUCAAGAGAUGGCAACUUUACUAUGGGUCCGAUGCUUUUGAUUUGAGAGUUAAACAACCGCGGUCUAGUAACACCGAUGCCCCUUCCGUGGCUCAAAAUGAGCGAAGCCGGCACGGAGAAGAUGGCUUACGAAGUCAACUACCUUGGUCUUAUUUUCAAAAUCGGAGUGAUACAGGACGUCCGCGAUCUGCAACACCUGAAGUCAUGCCACCCAUACCCGUACCAGAUUAUCCAAUGAGAUUUGAAGGGUACAACGAAAGAAAAAGACUCUAAAUAAAAA